Molecule: messenger RNA, 1140 nt
Organism: Acipenser ruthenus (sterlet)
Lineage: Eukaryota; Metazoa; Chordata; Actinopteri; Acipenseriformes; Acipenseridae
Product: protein rtoA-like
Exons: 2
Coding region: 1-1140 (379 amino acids)
Source: RefSeq, a predicted model, not a curated record
AUGUUUUUGCAGGCACUUGAUUUUUGUGACUACGGAACAGAACUGAACAACCUGAUCUGGAGAAACCGAUCCGCCGUCCUGCCGAACAGCCCGGUCUGCACCCGGCGAAACACGGGGAAAACACGCAGACACAGCGAGGGGAACACGGGGAAAACACGCAGACACAGCGAGGGGAACACGGGGAAAACACGCAGACACAGCGAGGGGAACACGGGGAAAACACGCAGACACAGCGAGGGGAACACGGGGAAAACACGCAGACACAGCGAGGGGAACACGGGGAAAACACGCAGACACAGCGAGGGGAACACGGGGAAAACACGCAGACACAGCGAGGGGAACACGGGGAAAACACGCAGACACCGCGAGGGGAACACGGGGAAAACACGCAGACACCGCGAGGGGAACACGGGGAAAACACGCAGACACAGCGAGGGGAACACGGGGAAAACACGCAGACACAGAGAGGGGAACACGGGGAAAACACGCAGACACAGCGAGGGGAACACGGGGAAAACACGCAGACACAGCGAGGGGAACACGGGGAAAACACGCAGACACAGCGAGGGGAACACGGGGAAAACACGCAGACACAGCGAGGGGAACACGGGGAAAACACGCAGACACCGCGAGGGGAACACGGGGAAAACACGCAGACACCGCGAGGGGAACACGGGGAAAACACGCAGACACCGCGAGGGGAACACGGGGAAAACACGCAGACACCGCGAGGGGAACACGGGGAAAACACGCAGACACAGCGAGGGGAACACGGGGAAAACACGCAGACACAGCGAGGGGAACACGGGGAAAACACGCAGACACAGCGAGGGGAACACGGGGAAAACACGCAGACACAGCGAGGGGAACACGGGGAAAACACGCAGACACAGCGAGGGGAACACGGGGAAAACACGCAGACACAGCGAGGGGAACACGGGGAAAACACGCAGACACAGCGAGGGGAACACGGGGAAAACACGCAGACACCGCGAGGGGAACACGGGGAAAACACGCAGACACAGCGAGGGGAACACGGGGAAAACACGCAGACACAGCGAGGGGAACACGGGGAAAACACGCAGACACAGCGAGGGGAACACGUCUGGCAUCACCUGCAUUUACUUUUUGUUGGAUUGA